UUUGUGCAAAGAGUGAAAUUACAACAUCACUUUAGGAUUUUUGAUGGAGCUAACAGGCCUCACCAACACCAAGCACAGGUAAGUAUGUGUCCGCAUACUUUCGGCCAUGUAGUGUAGUUCAGAUUGCAGUUUUUGUGUCAUGCAUUUGGGGGCGCUGUUAUAUGCCAUUAGGGCCCCUCCUACUGGUCCAGCACAAAACAUUCCCUCGGCAGAAACACGGACUGCACUUCACUUGUUCCGCCAAGGAAAAACAGCCGAUGCAGUCCUCCCCUCCAGCCAAUAUCGAUCAGUGUUGAAAGCGUGUGGCCGUAAUGUAACUCGACAGACUCCAUCAGGAACAACCGGACUGACCGCACUUCAAUGGCUGACCAGAGCUUGGUGUGGAUGUGUUGAUACCCUGGUAGCUAGCUCACCUGUUAGUGUCGGAGGGUGGCGAUGGAGAACAUCGAGGAGCCUUCUCCCCUCCGGAUCACCCCUACCGUCCGGGCGCUGAGCUCCGCACUGCGGGGGAAGCGUGAGAAUGUGCCCGAGUCCAGCCGGAGAGACGGCGACAGGAUCUUCCCCGACCCGGAGAAGCUGUGGUUCAAGGAGAGCAGCUCGAAGAACCUUCGGAACAGGGACUUUCUGUCGCCCUCCACGAUGCUCAACACGCUGUAUGCGGACGGACAGGUCCCUCCGCCAGUGAUGUCAAGGGUCCUGUCCCUGCGUGGCAAUGGGGUUCUCCCUGUGGCUGGUGGGGAGGUGAUUGGUGAAGGGCUGAGGGUGAGGGUGGACCGGCCCGCAGCCUUUAAGGCCGUUCUGGCAGGUGGAGCCACAGAGUAUCUCAAGCCCUCCAGUCAGAGGCAAAGCUGUGUGGUGCUUAACUGCCCCGCGCUGCACCCUAAACCCAACACACCGGCUCCUGAUACACUGACUCUAGGCCAGCUGAGGACUGUUCUGCUGGCUGACCACAUGGGAGCGCUGCUGAGAGGACAAGGAUUUGCAGUGUCCUAUUGCCCAACGCUUCCCCAAGACAGCGACAUUAGCACCUUUCUGCAAGCUCUGGGAAUCGAUUGGCCGACAGCCCCAGCAAGCUGGACCAACGAUGAGCGGGAGGAGAAGAUCCAGGAGGCGCUGGAGAACAGUCCGUACAAAGAGAGGGAAACGGAGAGAGGCAGGAGGACCAGUGGUGGUGGAGGAAGGAAGACAGAGGAGGGGGAGAACGAGGGAGCUCUCAGGGUCAACCUGAAAAGAGUGUUCCAGGAGGUGGGGCUGCUGGGAUACGACCCCAGCCUGGGUACCUGCACAGUACAAAGGGACAGUGUUGCACACCUGGCACAACUGGACCUAGCCACAGCCGACUGCACAGCAGCCAUGGCAACAGCGUUACAUGUGACUUCCUGUCAGGAUGAGUUCCGCCAGCAGCAGAUAGCAAUGUUGUGGAGAGCCAGUGGAGCGUCGCACACGCAGAGACAUCUGGUGUGUGGGCCUGUGAAGACUCCUGGGUCUCACCUCACCGCUGCACAGUACCUGCAGCUGAGAAGAGAACAGAUGAAGGAGGCCUCAGAGAUGAAGUAUGGAGAUCAAGUAGAAGGUCAGACGUGGGAUGACAUCAUCAGGGUCAUGACUUCUGCCACAGUCCGAUUUGAGCUGCUAUCUACAGUCCACAGUAGUCCUGUGACACUGGAUGUCCAGAGGGAAGGGGGCGUGUCCACCAAAGGGCCGAGAGGAGGCGUGUUUGUGAUGUACAACUGUGCACGACUUCACACUCUGUUCGACAGCUACGAGAGAGGAGUGGAGAAGGGUCUGUACCCAGAAAUCCCUGAGGGCUCCCAGCUAGACUUCUCUUCUCUGAAAGAGGAGGGCGAGUGGCUGCUCCUCUUCAAUUACCUCAUCCCAUUCUCCGAGCUGCUGGACCAAUCAGGACAAGUGCUAGAUGGGGAAGGGGGAGGAGCCAGAGUUAAUAUAAAGACUGAACAGAUCUGUAAAUUUCUCGUGUCUCUCAGUAAAGACUUCAGCUCGUACUACAACAGAGUCCACGUGCUGGGGGAGCCGUUGCCUCAUCUCUUCAACCAGAUGUUUUGUCGCCUGUACUUGUUGAGAGCCUUGAGAGAGCUCUACCACAGCGCUCUGGACACCCUCAACCUCCCCCCCAUCAGGCAACUAUAGCCUCGAUAGAAUUCACUCCGGCCAUCAGUGUUAGCCCUAACUCCCCACCCAUUACACACACAAACACACACAGACACACACACGCUUGUAGCUUCAUCAUAUAAACACUUUGCUUGGAUAUUAAUGUGUACAUGUGACACAUUGUUAGCUUCCCCUGUCUUUGGCGUUGUCACAGCCAGUGAUGAGAUACUGUUUCACCUGCUCACUAUGUAGCUUCUACAGCUCAGUGGGAAUGAUUCCCUGUAGCUGAACAUACUGUAAUACAACAUUACUCAUCAAUCCUCUAAUGUGACAAUGGGGAUUGUAAGUUUACCUUGAUGUGGUCAAACUGGUUUGGUAGGAAGCUAUGCACAGAAUCAAUAUUUUUGGAAAUCCUGUUAUUUGGUUUCUGAUCAAGAGUAAGAUGAGAAGGUCGAUAAAAUUCUUAUAUAGUUUCCUGUGGGAACACAAUCUGCCCGCUAGCUCCUAUAAAACUAAAACAUUAUCACAAUAUAUCUUAGAUCUAAAAUAUAAACAUAAACCAAAGUGUGAAAACAAUAAUCUGAUUUGGGGCAUGUGGAAAUAGUCUGAAACAUGCUGUAAACCUGCAAAGUAUAAUUUUACCCUGUUGUACAUGGAGAACAAACAAUGUUCAAUUGGAUCAGCUUCAGAGAUGAUGGAGAUGCAAAUUUGAACAACCAAAUGUGGCAAAUGUACAGCGACUCAGUUAACGAAGGUUUGUUCUGUUGAAGCUUUCAAUUAUAAAUUCUACUCUUGUCAUUUGAUCAUUUUGUGCAUUUGUAUGCCCUUUAACCCAGCAACCCACAAAACGUUCUAUUUUGGUCCCGUAAUCCCAACAUUACUCUUGUGUCCAGCCUGAACUGUAGUUUGCCACCUCACAUUUAUCAAUGCCAUAGAAAUAUUUAUUGUCAGUUUUAAAAUCUUUAGAUGUCAACAGAAUAUAUGUAUAUUCUGCAUCCUGAGUCUUAAAUGCUGUGUUAAUAUUAUUUUCCAGAAUCCUGGAGUUGUAGUUAUUGUGCUUGACAAAUCACUAAUGUUCAGUAUCAAAGAUGUACCAGAGGUACAACGGCAAACAGCACCUUCGCAGUAUCUAGGACUUUGUGCCAAAAUGUUAGGAAAUGCAUGAAGUGGCAUGAAAAUAAGAUAUUUAUUAAGAGUUUUAUGAGAUAAGAUGUAAUUUAUAAACUGUUGGAAAGAUAAUGAGCCUUAGUUGAACCUUCGGUGUCUCUGACACGGGGAAAUGUGUUUGUUGCAAUUUCAUUUUUGGUAAAACGUGCCAUAACUUGUUUAGUUUUUUUAAUUACCUGUCGUAAAAACAAAACUGUUGUAUCGUACAAGAAGAUCAAAUAUCUUUCAAUUUCUCUUCUCACUGCAUGAAAUGUUGUCUGUUCAUGAAUUGUCAGAUUUUUUUUUUUAUGGGAUGUUUUUUGACUUUGUUUUUACUAAAGAAAGGGAAAGAGAGGUUUGCAAUAAGCAGAUUUGUUUACAGUAACUGUUGUUAACUGCCAUAGUAAUUAUACAGCUGUAUUAAAGCAGCAGUAAUGCAGGAUGAUGGACUUUUUUUUUUUAAUACCUUAUGCUGGAUACUGUAUAAAUGCCAUUUGUUCACUUGCAUCAUGACUCUCGUGUUGCCAUGUUUUCACCCAUGAGACCUCAACAUCUCUGACCUUCCACCAUUUCUCGUUCCUCUCUCCUUCCCCUUCGCUGUUUCCUCUCCAAUGACUCCUCAUAUACAGAUUUUGACCUUGCUAAUUUCAGAGCCGCAUGUUUUGGGUGUUCAACUACUUGUGAUUCACUUUUUUUAAAGCUGAUUUCUGGAAAUGCUGAUAAGAAGCAUGUUUUCUGUGUAAAUCAAACAGCUACAACCCAAUUUAAAAAAAAAAAAAAAAAAAAAAAAAAGGUGUUUCUAUGUAAGGAAAGAAUCGUUAAAGCAAACAGCUUUGUAAUGGACUUUAUCAAUAUUAAAAGAAAAAUUAUAAUUCUGUCAGUCCUGCACCUAUAAGCAGCAUUGCCUCAGCUUUAUAGGCUAUUCCAUCGUAUAGAGUCAAAUCUCGAUACGUCUCUGACCCGUGAGUAUAUCCACUCAUCUGCAUCUAAGUAUUCCUGCCAAACGUCCUCCAACACACAUCUGUCCACCUACAGUGUCAUUCCCAUCUGCAGAAUGCAAAUAACUGAGACUGGCUCCCUCGCUCUGUGUUUUCCUCUGUGUCAGACUGAUACAAAUAAAGAAGCUGCUCCAGUGUUGCAAACCGCCCUUAGGCCCCAUAAAUACAAUAACCCACAUACUGCAUGGAUAUAAAGAAUAUGCUGUUAACAGUGAUCCAUCAUAAUAGAUAAAACCCUGUUAAUGUGACAAAGGUCGUUCUCCUUUUCUCUUCUGCUUCCUAUCCCCUCGCCUGGGUUCCUAAUAUGGUGUUUUCUCCCCUUCUCUCCUUUAUCUGUUCCCUCAUCUGGAGCUCGUUAAUAGAAAAGAAGGGACCGAUUCAUGGCUGAUUACACGCCAAAGAUUUGCUUCUUAAAAACCUUAGCCACUUCUGUAUUCUGUGGGUCACAUCAAAUUUUUCUGUUAUUUAUCACAAAUUAAAUCAUAAAUUUAUUUCUGUGAAAUGUGCAGGGUAAAAAAUCCUAGAGAUCCUGUUUGAUUAUGUGGAUUUAAAGUAGCAAUGUAUCAUUUGAGAAGACCUGCAUUUCUCUCCCUCACUUCCUGUCUAAUGUUUCUGCCUCAUUGUAUAUCGGCAAAUCUACACACUUGCACAUACAAGGGUUUGCACCGAAAACUUCAAUACAGUGUUUACUGUCAAAAUUCGUAGUCUAGAGGAAUAUGCGUCUUUUCCUCCAGACUUUGAUUACUACCUGGGUUUGAUUGUUAGUUCAAAAAGUAUUUAUUCCAUCACACGACUCUAAAACCCAGAGAAAUCUAAAUGAAAAUUAUCAGUUGUAUCUGUCUAACCCUAAUUCAUCCAGCAAACUUGUACUUCUAUUUUAGCGAGGACACUCAUUAGUAUAGUACAAUCCCAAGCCCCUUACUCUAACCAUCACAAAUAAAUGCCUAUGCCUAAUCUAACCUAAAUCCUAUCCCUUACCCUUGCUAAAACCUACUUCUAACCCUAAAAGUAAGACCCUCAAACAGUCCAUUGAAAGUGGGUCAGAAAGUGAGGACCAGCCAAAAUGUCCCGAGUUCCUGUACUUACACAGCUGUGAGUCUCACCUGUAACGCUUUCCUGUGUUCAAUCAGAUCUGUACUUUCCAAGCUAUGCUACUACUACACAUGUGGAUCAAUAAAUGAUUUCUCCACCA
Molecule: messenger RNA, 5445 nt
Organism: Platichthys flesus (European flounder)
Lineage: Eukaryota; Metazoa; Chordata; Actinopteri; Pleuronectiformes; Pleuronectidae
Gene: dalrd3
Product: DALR anticodon binding domain containing 3
Exons: 13
Coding region: 436-2148 (570 amino acids)
Biological process (GO): tRNA C3-cytosine methylation; arginyl-tRNA aminoacylation
Molecular function (GO): tRNA binding; ATP binding; arginine-tRNA ligase activity
Source: RefSeq, a predicted model, not a curated record